Molecule: messenger RNA, 1536 nt
Organism: Ricinus communis (castor bean)
Lineage: Eukaryota; Viridiplantae; Streptophyta; Magnoliopsida; Malpighiales; Euphorbiaceae
Product: probable sugar phosphate/phosphate translocator At3g14410
Exons: 8
Coding region: 71-1081 (336 amino acids)
Cellular component (GO): trans-Golgi network; endosome; Golgi apparatus
Molecular function (GO): antiporter activity
Source: RefSeq, a predicted model, not a curated record
UGUGCUAUUCACAUGGCAGCAGCACCGGACUACUCCCAUAUCAAACUAUAGAGGUCGUAAACAAAAGGGGAUGUUCAUAGAGAAGGCAAUGGCAGAUCGGGCGAGACUCCUAACUUACGCUUAUAUUCUUCUUUAUAUCGCUCUCUCCAGUGGCCAGAUCUUCUUUAACAAGUGGGUUUUGUCAUCUAAGGAAAUUAACUUUCCUUACCCUCUUGGAUUGACUCUACUUCACAUGGUCUUCUCUUCUGUUUUAUGUUUUAUACUAACCAAAGUUUUUAAGGUCAUGAAAGUUGAGGAUGGAAUGACACUAGAAAUAUAUGCAACGUCAGUUGUUCCAAUAGGUGCAAUGUUUGCAAUGACUCUUUGGCUGGGAAACACUGCCUACCUGUAUAUUUCUGUGGCUUUUGCACAAAUGUUGAAGGCUAUUAUGCCAGUUGCUGUUUUCAUUCUUGGAGUAGCUGCUGGACUUGAGGUGAUGAGCUGCAGAAUGCUGUUAAUAAUGUCAGUGAUCAGUUUUGGUGUUCUUGUGGCUUCUUAUGGAGAGAUCAAUAUUAACUGGAUUGGAGUUGUGUAUCAGAUGGGUGGAGUUGUUGGGGAAGCCUUAAGACUUAUAUUCAUGGAAAUUCUAGUGAAAAGGAAGGGUCUGAAAUUAAAUCCUAUUUCUAUGAUGUACUAUGUUAGUCCCUGCAGUGCGCUUUGUCUAUUUAUUCCUUGGAUCUUUCUAGAGAAGCCAAAGAUGGAAGCACAUGCAUGGAACUUUCCACCUCUUGUGCUAACACUCAACUCUCUUUGUACUUUUGCACUCAACCUAUCAGUUUUCCUCGUGAUCUCUCAUACUAGUGCUCUGACCAUUCGCGUGGCUGGAGUUGUUAAGGACUGGGUUGUCGUCUUGCUGUCUGCUCUUCUAUUUGCAGACACGAAGCUCACAGUUAUAAAUCUGUUUGGUUAUGGCAUUGCAAUUGCUGGUGUAGCUGCGUAUAAUAACCACAAGUUAGUGAAGGAAGCUUCCCGACGCAGUUCUGAUGAAGCACAGUCUGUUGAAUCCGUACCAUUGACUGCAACAACAAAUUCCAAUGGUUAAGAUGUACUUUAAAAGUUGUCUUCCAAGAAAUUUUGAAGCUGCCCCAUAUUGGGUUAUUUUUUGUGCUGGUAUGGAGCUGAAGCAAGUGGAUAUACCAAUGUGUAAAGAUGUAAAAUCCAGAAUCAUAAUCAUCUAAAGAACAUCUGCUGAAGGCUUUGAAAUGUUUGCAUAUUGCUGUUGUACAAACUGGAUUUUCUCUUUAAGUUUUGUGGAGGGGAGGAGCAAAGGAAGUAAAGCAAUUGUUGGGAUACCUGUAGUUAUGUGCAUUCAUUCUUUUUCCACAACAUUUUCAAACACCAAGUCCAAUUAUGCAUAUGUUACAAUGAUUUGUUGGAAAGUGCUGUGCACCGUGGGCACAUUCUUCAUUGAAUAUAUGCAUCCAUAUGUGAAACCAAAUGUAUACGGUGUAUAUUCUCCUUUUCUUAUGAAUACAAGCUUUUACAUGGUUCUAUUCA